CGGAAAACAUGGCGGCGCACAUUGUUAGAGCUGUGAAACAACUUUCCCGACAAGAGCGCGGGUGGCUCCAGGCCGCAGUCUGGCAGUUGUAUACUGAAGCAUGGCGUCAUCACUAUCACUCUGCAGGCUCCUCGCUGCACUACAUACCCCGCAGGGCAGUUCUCUACUGCCCUGGCAAUGAUGAGCGAAAAUUGAAGAAACUAGCCUCGCUGGAUGUCGACUGUGCCGUGUUGGACUGUGAGGAUGGUGUAGCCCUCAGCAAAAAGACAGAAGCCAGAGAGACCAUUCCCCGGAUGUUAGCGGAACUGGACCUGGGCCGGACAGAGAAGUGUGUGAGAGUGAACUCAGUGUCUAGUGGCUUGGCUGAGGGUGACCUGCAGGUGAUUUUGCAGGCCAAGGUCCUCCCUCCUGCCAUCAUGUUGCCCAAAGUGGAGGACACGCAGGAGGUGCAGUGGUUGUUAAUAGAUGGUUUCCUGCACCACUUGAAAGGAUGGCCACUGACAGAACCCGCCCUCAUCACCUUUGUGGAAACCGGUGGCCUGCUCAAUUUUAAGGCGGUGUGUGAGGAAAUUCGUUCGCUUGGUCCCAAGGUUGGUCUGCACCAUGAUGGUGUGGUGUUUGGCUCCGAUGACUUCUGUGCCAGCAUAGGUGCCACACGGACUAAGGAGGCCAGAGAGCUUCUUUAUGCAAGGCAGAAGGUGGUUGUGACUGCCAAAGCCUUUGGGCUGCAGGCUAUUGACCUGGUCUACAUCGACUACAAAGAUGUGGAGGGUUUGAGGCAGCAGGCCAGAGAAGGAGCUCUCAUGGGCUUCUCCGUAGGUAAGCAGGUUAUCCACCCAGGGCAGGUCCAAGCUGUGCAAGAAGAGUUCUCCCCGAGUCAGGAGAGGGUCCAGUGGGCCAAAGAGCUCAUUGCUGCUUUUGACCAACAUCAGAAGGAGGGAAAGGGUGCGUUCACCUUCCACGGCAGCAUGAUAGACAUGCCCUCGCUGAAGCAGGCUCAGAACAUAAUAACACUCUCUGCCGCGGUGCCAAAGAAAUAACACAACCGGUGAGAAGAAAUGGCAGGAGCCACACGACUAAUCUCGGACAAGAAGGUCAAAGGAAGCUGGAAAGGUUGCAGGUUUCAUGGCAUUUCAAAAACUUUUCAACCGUUGCGUCAUUGCUUGACAAGAAAGUAGCCUGGAAACCGUGGAUUACAUUUUUGUUUUAUGUUGUCAUUGAGUUGAUUUAUGUAGAUUUUUUUUUUAAAGUUGUUAAUUUUGCUGCUGAGGUCCAACUUACACUGUUUUCCACAAUGCCAACUCUGCAACUAGCUCAUGUCAACACAGUUUGCCUCUAAAAACUAACUUGCAAGGACUAUUCCCUUGUGCGGCUUUCUUGGCAUGCUCUGCAGUGUGUGCAGCAUCCUGUCAUUCUGCAGUGUGUGUGUGUGUGUGUGUGUGUGUGUGCGUGUGUGUGUGUGUGCGUGCGUGUGUGUGUGUGUGUGUGUGUGUGCCCAUGCUUCCCCUUUCUCACAGGUCAUGAUAAAUGCUCUCCCAUCUCCACGGUCCAGGCAGCUGGGCAAAAGGGUAAACAAACACAACAAGCCACUGUUGUGGAUCUAUUCACUGGGCCCCAGACUUCAAGUCAGGCCUCAGCCCCCCUGCUCAGGCCCUGACUCACAAUCAUCAAAGUCCUGCUUGCGUUAUUAACAAAAAAAACAAAAAAAACAUUUGGAAGUACAUAAACUCACGAUUUAGCUUUUUUGUGUGUGUAUCAUUCUCCGUAGUAAUGGCAUGCAGCUCUCUCUGUGGCAGCUGUGAGCCUGUGGUUGAUUGUGCAUUGAUGGAGAAGGCGUGUGGCGUUUAGGCUCACCAUUAACUUGGACGAGAAAGGGAAAAAAAAAAGGUAAACAAGCUGCAGCGGUAUGCUUUAAAUGAUACAUUUAACAUGAGAUUAAGGUGACCUGAUCUUAAAUCUGCAUCUAAGAAAGUUGAAUCUUCUAAACAGUGAAACAUAAAAAUGCACUUGGUCGUGAGCGAGGCAGAGAAGUUUGUCUCGUCACAAACAGAAGCAUAAAGGCGCUUUGUGAAGUGUCCAUGUCUGACUUGCACAGACAGUGAAGUGGGUGUGAUGUUAGAAUGAGACAGAUUAGUGGCCAUGUUGCUCCAGCAGACCAGGACUGAGUCUUUGUCUCUCUCUGACUGUGGAUAGGAGGAUAAUUGGGGGGGUGUUGAAUGGUUAAUAGUGCCAUUGGUGACCAUGGUAAUGAAAGGCGCCAUACCUCCUCUACCCCACCUCAUCCACUUUCUGUCUCUCUCUCCAUCUCUCUCUUUCUCUAUCUCUUACUGUAUGAUCUAUUGUGUCUGGGGCAGGGUUGGUGUCUGUGCCAGGCCAAGGCCAGACAAAAAGAUCGAAGCCACUCCUGGGUCCAGCCAAAGACCCUAACAGUAAGCUGUCUCUUUGGCAUUUGGCCACAUAUUUUUUUUUUUUUUUUUUCUUCCAUCCCUUCAGUUUGUGUGUUUGUUUGUUUGUUUUCACCCAAAUUAUACCCUGGGAUUGGUGGACAACACUGCAGCUAUUUGACUGCCACUAAAUAAAUCCCCAAAAUAUUAUUUAGGAAUGUUGUGAGGCUUUGCAGAUCGUCAGAAUAGAUGUCUGGCAACUUUAUGGUCAUCCUUGUGACAUGCAAUAUCUAUCCUUCACUUCAGAGUCUCAUUAUGAGCUUUAAUUAUGGUCUAACGUUUUGUUUCAAAACCACUCACUGAAGAGUUUAAUCAAACUUUGAAAUAUUAUAACUUUUAAAACUUUUAUGUGUUUGUUGUUGAUGCAUUUGAGAAUUUAAAAAAAAAAAGUUGCAGAAAUAAAACUGUGUCGCUCUUGUGAG
Molecule: messenger RNA, 2866 nt
Organism: Archocentrus centrarchus (flier cichlid)
Lineage: Eukaryota; Metazoa; Chordata; Actinopteri; Cichliformes; Cichlidae
Gene: clybl
Product: citrate lyase beta like
Biological process (GO): regulation of cobalamin catabolic process
Molecular function (GO): (S)-citramalyl-CoA lyase activity
Source: RefSeq, a predicted model, not a curated record